Messenger RNA from Plectropomus leopardus (leopard coralgrouper), 1262 nucleotides. NCBI's taxonomy places the organism in Eukaryota, Metazoa, Chordata, Actinopteri, Perciformes, Serranidae. The record is from RefSeq and is a predicted model, not a curated record.
GCGGGAACACCAGGUGAUCCAACCUAUUCUGGUUUCAUUUUUGCCAUCAUGUGUCUGCGUGUACAGAGGGCUGAGUACAUGUUUGCUCAGUAAUCUCUGGCUCAACCUGUCUGAUAGGUGUGGGCUGGCUGGCACUGACUUGCGCAGGUAUGAAGAGAGAUCCAGCACAGUCCUGAGAGACGAGGGGAACUCCAACACCUCUGUGACAGGAAUUGUAAUUUCUCACAAAAAUAAGGGGGAGAAGUCACACACAAAAAGUGCCUGCACAAAGGACAGUGGAAGAGGAGACCGUGGGAGCAAGGAGAGGCUGUUUUUGAAGGAGAAAGACAGAAAGGAGGACACUUCAAAAUGUGAAAUAACCUGGAGGAGAUUCUCUUACUGUGGUUCGACCCAUGGGUCUGUGAUUCUAAUGUGGCAUUUCAGGCUCUGGGAUGUACAGGAUGUGGCUGUGUUUCUCAGCUUCACAUUAUAUAUGUGUCACCUAGCUGGAGCCAUCUCCAUCCACUCUCCCCAGAGGAGCCUGACCAGGUCAGUGCAGGAGGAUGUGUUUUUCUCAGUGGAUGUAACCUGUAAUGGGAUCCCUACCAUUCAAUGGACCUUUAUGUCAGGGGCGGUGAGCCGCUCCAUAGGGACGUGGCAGCCAGGGGUGUACACCAACAUCACAGUGGAUUACAGCAACAGAGUACAGUCCUUCAACAAUGGCUCAAUGAGCCUGUCAGACUUGCGGCUACAGGAUGCUGGAUACUAUGUGGUCACUGUGACAGAAACGGCAGGGAGCAGCAAGGAUGCUGGCUUUGUCCUGAAAGUGACUGAGGUGCUGUAUGAGGAUCUUCAGUACCUGUCUGUCUCUGCCUUAGCAUUGGCCUGUUUGGCUGGCCUUCUCAUGCUGGCCAUGUGGCUACUAGACAAGCUCUACAGGAAGAUAGUGGCAUGGAGACGCAGGAGACAGAUGCCAGAAAAUGAUGCAACAGAGCUGCAGCCUCUCUGAUGGACGUCUGCAGGGAAACACACCACAGACUCAAACUUGGACUACUUUUUAAAUGUUAAUGUGUGUACAUAAAAUAACUGAGUAUUUUUUUUUCUAGUUGAACAAGUUACUUACAGCCAGUUAGACGGCUUGGAAAAAAAAAGAAGCUGUGUACAAAGAUGUUUACAUUUGUAUUAAGCACACAUGCAUUUAUAGCUUACUGCUGAUGACACUGGAUUGAAUGUAAAUAUAUCACUCAUGACACAAUACAUGCUGUAUUUAUUUAUUAAGCAAA